AUGGCUCCCAAACCCGCAUCCACCGCUGGCAAAGCCCCUGCAUCCACUGCCUCCAAGGCUCCGGCCAAGACUGAUACUCCCAAGGCCGCGAAGAAGACCGCCACCAAGAGCGGUGGCAGCGCUCCUGUUGACGGAGAAAAGAAGAAGCGCAAGAAGGCUCGCAAGGAGACCUACAGUUCCUACAUCUACAAGGUUCUGAAGCAAGUUCACCCGGACACGGGUAUUUCCAACAAGGCUAUGGCCAUUUUGAACUCUUUUGUCAACGAUAUCUUCGAGCGAAUUGCCACUGAGGCCUCCAAGCUCGCCGCAUACUCUAAGAAGUCUACUAUCUCCUCCAGAGAAAUCCAAACAAGUGUACGACUCAUCCUUCCUGGUGAAUUGGCCAAGCACGCCAUCUCUGAGGGAACCAAGUCGGUUACCAAGUACUCCGCUGGUUCCAAGUAG
Messenger RNA from Pleurotus ostreatus (oyster mushroom), 444 nucleotides. Its product is annotated as histone H2B. Gene Ontology annotation, biological process: nucleosome assembly. The coding region runs from base 1 to 444 and encodes 147 amino acids. The record is from RefSeq and is a predicted model, not a curated record. Gene Ontology annotation, cellular component: nucleosome. Gene Ontology annotation, molecular function: structural constituent of chromatin; protein heterodimerization activity; DNA binding. NCBI's taxonomy places the organism in Eukaryota, Fungi, Basidiomycota, Agaricomycetes, Agaricales, Pleurotaceae. The transcript has 5 exons.